AUGGAGACGCCGAGGCAAGUGUGCUGUUGCGGACCGGGCAAGAAGCGCUAUCUCAUCGCUCUGCUCUGCUCUCUCUGCCUGACGGUGGUGAUCGGAAUGCGAUCCGAGAUGAUCGGAAUCCUCAACGCGCUCAACGACUCGUUCGACAGUCCAGACAGCCAGACGACGGAAGGCGAGGUCGACGCCAUCCGGAUCCAGGAUCAUCUGCAGCCUCAGAACGCCGGCUCGGAGUCGCAAUCGCCGUCGAACCAAACUAGAAAUGCCUCUUACAGAAGAUCCGUCACUCGAACACACUCCAAGUCGUCGUUGGGCGGAAUGGCUGCUCCGACAAAUCGGAGACAAUCCUCUUUAAUGGGUCAAUUCGUUCCGACCGACCUCGAUGCCUAUUCUUCGUCGAACUUUCCAAAGUCCAGCCAGCAGACUUUAGUAUCUUCCAAGCCGGCCAAACUGAGCUUCAGACCGGGCAGGCAUCGCAAGCUGCCCUGGACCGAGGGCAUCACGGAAGAUCUCAUCGAGAAUGCCGUCUUCUUCGCCUAUCUCAUCGCCAGCCCGAUCGGCGGCUAUUUGACCGUGAAACAUGACUCUUCACUGCUGCUCGGAUGCUCCGUGGCGAUGACCUGUGGCAUGAACCUCUUUCUGCCGCUGGUGGAAACGAUCGGAAAAAAUCUUCCCGUCAAAAUCACCAUCAUUGUACUUCUUCGUCUUCUGCAAGGUCUGGCAGAGGGUUGUCUGAUUCCUGCCGUCUUUGGGGUUCUCCGAUUCUGGGGACCGGAGAACGAACGAUCAACUUUGGUGUGUCUUGCCGUGAUCGGAGUUUCGCUGGGUCCACUCAUCGGUUUGCCCGUAUGCACGUUGAUUGAGAAAAAGUUGGGCUGGGGUGUCGUGUUUUACAUUUACGCCAACCUCGGUCUUAUUUGGUGCAUAUUUUGGUGGCGUUUGAUUGACGAAAAGCCGAGUAAAGACAAAUCUCUUUCACAAAUCGAGCGGGACUACUUAGAUACUCAUCUUUCCAGCAGAAUUCUGAAUUCGCGCAGGACAAAUGUGAUACCGUGGAAGGCAAUAUUCACAUCACGUCCAAUAUUUGCCAUUUUUUUCACAUACGCAGCAGACGAUUGGACGUUCCAGAUUUCCUCUGUGUGCAUGCAGUCAUUUUAUCGGCAGUUGUAUGAUGCAGACGUUGAUCGAACCAUAUUUUUGCUCUCCUUUCCGUUUCUAUCCAGGUCAAUUUUUGUGCCAGUUGGUAAGUAUUUCAUAAAACAUCAUCAACUCAAGAGAUCGUCAUAUACAAAAUCUCAAAUUGUUAUUUUUAUUGAUUCGAAAAACAGCUUUGUAGGUUGA
Molecule: messenger RNA, 1338 nt
Organism: Protopolystoma xenopodis
Lineage: Eukaryota; Metazoa; Platyhelminthes; Monogenea; Polystomatidea; Polystomatidae
Source: the annotation of a GenBank genome assembly